AGAUGAGGAUCGAUGCGGCUCAUACUCUCGCUCCACACAAGAAAUCCAACCGACGAAAGGAUAGUCGGAGACAGGCGAGGAGACUGGACUAUUGCAACUGCCCGUGUGUGAAUUCAAGGAACAAUGCCACCUAAGAAGGUGUAUCUGGGAGACGUUGUGAAGAACUUACCAAGCAAUUCUGCUUUCCUGGUGAGAGUCACUCGGAAAUGGAAUGCCCUUUUUGGGGAGAAAAAUCGAGCCAUCAAAUCCAUUGAAAUGAUUUUCAUGGAUGAAAAGGGUACGACAAUUCAAGCCACUGUUCCGAUUCGAUUAAGUCAUCAAUUCAACGCUAUUGAAGAAGGAUUGAUUUAUGCGGUCAAUCACCUAGAAGUUAAAGUGAAUGAUGGAAAGUAUAGGAUCACUGCCCACCCAUACCGCUUUGAGUUGACAGUGUUCACUAAAAUGC
Messenger RNA from Cuscuta europaea, 445 nucleotides. Lineage: Eukaryota; Viridiplantae; Streptophyta; Magnoliopsida; Solanales; Convolvulaceae. The record is from the annotation of a GenBank genome assembly.